GGAAGUGAAACUUGUGGAAGUUCACCCUGCGGAGCUAAGGACCAAUCUUGCCUUCGCCGUCGCUUUGCAGAUUCAGAGAGUAUCAUAGUAAUAUCUCACAAUUAUGUCUUUGUCAUUCGAGGGAAGAGUUGUGCUCGUUACUGGAGCUGGAGGAGGCCUUGGUAAAGAAUAUGCUCUGGCUUUUGCUGAAAGAGGUGCCUCAGUUGUAGUGAAUGACCUUGGGGUAGACACUAAAGGGGGCGGAAAGAGUUCUGCAGCUGCAGAUAAGGUGGUGGAGGAGAUAAGAGCGAAAGGAGGCAAGGCUGUAGCCAACUAUGAUUCUGUUGAAGAUGGAGAAAAGCUCAUCCAGACGGCACUUGAUGAAUUUGGGAGAAUAGAUAUUGUUAUAAACAAUGCCGGGAUACUUCGUGAUAGAUCAUUUGCCAGGACGAGUGACAUGGACUGGGACCUGAUUCACAGGGUUCACUUGAGAGGCUCCUUCUUGGUGACCAGAGCUGCCUGGAACCACAUGAAAAAACAGAAGUUUGGCAGAAUCAUCAUGACGGCUUCAGCUGCAGGCAUCUAUGGUAACUUCGGCCAGGCCAACUACAGCGCUGCCAAGCUGGGCAUGCUGGGACUGGCCAACACCUUGGCAAUAGAAGGACGCAAUUACAACAUCUACUGCAACACUAUCGCCCCUGUGGCCGGGUCACGGCUCACAGAAACUGUGAUGCCCCCAGACCUUGUGGCAUCUCUGAAGCCGGAGUAUGUUGCUCCCAUCGUCCUCUGGCUCUGUCAUGAACAAUGCCAAGAAAAUGGAGGACUCUUUGAGGUUGGUGCAGGCUGGAUUGGUAAAUUGCGCUGGGAGCGCUCUCAGGGCUGCAUUGUGCGAAGUAAGAAUGAGCCCAUGUCUCCGGAGGCUGUCAGGGACCAGUGGGAAAAAAUCUGUGAUUUUACAGAUUCCACCAGGCCGUUGAAUAUAGGAGAGUCUCUCCAGUCAAUGGUGAGUGUGCUGUCUCGAGUGGAUGGAGGGGUUGGUGCGAAUCCAACAGCUUCUGCAGCCACUACAUCCUCGGCUUCAGGCAUCAACCCUGCUGAAGCAGUGGGACAGAAACUUCCACCGACCACCUUCAGCUUCAACCAUACCCAGUCCAUCCUGUACGCACUGGGGGUCGGUAUGUCCACCAAGGACUCGGACCAUCUUAGGUUUCUGUAUGAAGGUCAUCCAGACUUCAGCUGCCUCCCCACCUUCGGGGUCAUCCCUUCCCAGGCUGCCAUGAUGGACGGUGGGCUCGGCUCCGUCCCUGGACUCAACAUAGACUUUACACAGGUGUUGCAUGGAGAGCAGUAUCUGGAGCUUUACAAACCUCUGCCCACCUCAGGUGAACUUACGUCUGAGGCGACCGUAGCAGACGUGUUGGACAAAGGAUCUGGAGCUGUGAUUCUUUUGGAUGUGAACACCUACAGCGGGAAAGAGCUCGUCUGCUACAACCAGUGGUCGGUGUUUGUGGUCGGAGCCGGAGGCUUCGGAGGGAAGAGAAACUCCGACAAAGCCAAACCUCUUUUGCCUCCACCUAAACGGGCUCCAGAUGCUGUGAUGAUUGAUUCGACCACAAGAGACCAAGCAGCCUUGUAUCGUCUGAGCGGAGACUGGAACCCUCUUCAUAUAGACCCCAGCUUUGCCGCCAUGGGAGGGUUCAAAGCUCCCAUCCUGCACGGCCUGUGCUCCUUUGGCUUCGCUGCCAGACACGUCCUCAAGCAGUACGCCGACAACGACCCGUCCAGGUUUAAGGCCAUCAAGGUUCGCUUCGUGAAGCCGGUGAUGCCGGGUCAGUCGCUCCAGACCGAGAUGUGGAAGGAGGGCAACAGGAUUCACAUCCAGUGCAAAGUGAAGGAGACAGACGCUGUUGUGCUGUCGGGGGCCUACGUGGAUUUACAAGGAGCGUCAGAGGCAUCGCCAGAAAAUCUGACUCAAGGCGGCGGACUUCAGAGUGAGCUGGUGUUCGCAGAGAUCGGCCGUCGCAUCAAAGACGUGGGCUCAGAGCUGGUCAAGAAGGUCAACGCGGUGUUCGGCUGGGAGAUCACUAAAGAUGGACAGAAUGUCGCUCAGUGGACCAUUGAUCUGAAAAACGGUUGCGGCGCUUUGCAUAAAGGGCCCUACAGUGGAAAGGCGGACGUGACCUUCACAGUGUCAGAUGACGACUUCAUGGAGGUGGUUCAGGGGAAGCUCAACCCUCAGAAGGCGUUCUUCUCUGGCAAAUUGAAGAUUCGAGGGAACAUCAUGCUGAGCCAGAAGCUGGAGGUCAUCCUGAAGGAUUACGCCAAGCUGUGAGCUCCUCAACCCACUCGUCUGACUGUGACUUCAGAAACUAACCAACCAGCCUACAGCUCCGUGCACUUUGUCUGUUGAAACGUAUAAAAAAAUUACCCACAAAGACCCAAACCACUGUAGGAGGAAUUCAGUCAAUGUAUUAAAAACAUAUCGUCUCAAUACCUUUUCCAUUAUUCUCUUACAUAGAUGUGUUAGUAAAAACAGCUGUUAAAAUCAUGUCUUCAGAGGAAGCAGUAACUAGUUAACCCAGCUGGAGCUUUGGUUCCGUCCUUUAUAAAUGUGGACUUAACCCACCUGCCUUAAACGGUUGAUUUGUCUUUUCCACUGAGGCGCCUCCGGGGCCUUUACAGCCAAAACACUAGAUCUCGGUCAAGAAAACUUACGAGUUCAUGUCAAAGACCAAACUAGACCAACUAAACUUUGUGCUUCUUUAACAAACUAAAAACUCAGAGAAGCAAAACUUGGAGAAUUGGAGGCACAAAUAGAUGUAGACUGAUCAGCCGUAACAUUCUGACACUGACACAGUGGUGUUAAUGUUGAUGGUAAUAUAGAAUAGAAUCUGUAUUUUGUCAGUAGUAGUUUCUGUCACACACACAAACAUGCACCACACACUGAAAUGUGUCUUCUGCCUUUAACCCAUCACUAUAACAUGCAUCACACACACUGCAUUCUGGGAGCAGUGGGCUUGUCAUGUCAGGCGCCCAGGGAGCAAAUGGGGGGGGGUGCCUUGCUCAAGGGCACAUCAGCCAACAACUCUGCCAGUCCAGGGAAUCGAACCUGUGACUCUUCAGUCACAAGCCGACUCUCCAGCCAUGUAGACCAUGGCUGCCCCCCCACGAUCUCACUCCAGUGGGGUGUGUCUGUGGGUGGGAGACAUUAGGCAGGAAGUGGACAUGUAGACCUAGAAGUGAAUGUGUUAGAAACAGCAAAAUGGAAAAGAGUCGGAAUCUGAGGGGGGAAUUGUGAUGGUCAGACCAUCUCCAGAUCUUGUUCAUUCCCAAAAGUGGUCCAUAUCUACCAAAACUAUCUAAAGAACAACCAGUCCAUCAUCUAUGGGAGCAGAUUAUUACCACCUGUCUAAUAUUGGGUAGGUUCAUCUUUUUCCACAAAACCAGCUCGGACCUGAGGCCUAAACUCCACCAGACCUCUGAAGGUGUGUGUGAUAUCUGGACCAAGAUGUCAGCAGCAGAUCCCUGAAGUCCUGGAAGUAGAGAGGUAGCCCUCCAUGAAUUAGAUUUAAUUGUCCAGUACCUCCCACAGAUGCUUAAUUAUCCUGAUGUUGGGAUGUCCUUCCUUAGUCCAUGUUUGGUGGGCACUAACCACUGCAGACCACAAACACCCAACAAGACCUGCAGGUGUGGAGAUGCUCUGACCCGAUCAUCACCGUUACAAUAUGGACCUGGUCAAAGUCUGCCCUUAUCUGCUCAGUUCAUACAGCUCACAUCUUUCAGAUCUGAUCCCUCCACAGUCACUACUACCAGGACAGAGCCCUGGGGCACACCUGUCCAUUCAAUAUCCAUUUUCACUGCUUUGCAGAUGACACCCAGCUCUUCCUCUCCAGUAAACUGAACUCCAUGCUUCCCCUGUCCUCCCUCACCUCCUACUUAUCUGAAAUGAAAUCCUGGUUCACCUAAACGGCGACAAAACAGAAAUCCUCCUCACUGGAACCAAAUCCACUUUAUCCAAAGUCGACACUUUCUCUCUCACAGUUGACGGCUUCAGUUCUAUCCAACCCAGUGAAAGGUACAACUGUAAUGAAAUAAUGUUAUUACUACUUCUACGGUCACUGGUCAGAAUGUUAUGGCUGAUGAGUUUAUCCUGCAAAGUACUGACCUAUAACUGAACUAGUGGUGGGUUGACGUGUGUGGAAAAGGGUUGUCACACAUCAUAGAGUUGAUUUCACUCACAAAAGUCUGAUGAAAUCAGUUAAAUACUGCUUAGAAAUCCAAACAUUUACUACACAGCCUGUAUUCAGUUGGGUUUAAUCUGAGUGACUUUGAGUUAGUUAAUAACAGUUGUAUUCAUGUUUUUAAUUUAUAAUCCAGUGGUUGAUUAUUUCAAAGACUGAUUUACAUAAAGUCACAAACUGUUUUAUGUACCUGAUACUGUAAUCAUAAGCAAAAAUUGAUGAAAUGUACAGUAAUUUUUGAUAUUAGUGUAAGUUUGCUCUUCUAUAGAAAUAAAGUAAUCAUACUGGAUGUGU
Molecule: messenger RNA, 4514 nt
Organism: Sphaeramia orbicularis (orbiculate cardinalfish)
Lineage: Eukaryota; Metazoa; Chordata; Actinopteri; Kurtiformes; Apogonidae
Gene: hsd17b4
Product: hydroxysteroid (17-beta) dehydrogenase 4
Exons: 25
Coding region: 104-2311 (735 amino acids)
Molecular function (GO): oxidoreductase activity
Source: RefSeq, a predicted model, not a curated record